UACAUGUUUAUAACUAUUGACGGGUUUACUUAAAAAUAUAAUAUAUAAUAUACCUACUAAAUAAUUUAGGUAUAAGUAUUUUUAUUUUAUACAUAAAGGUUGUAACUAAUAUUUACAUCGGUGCAGAUGUAGGUAAUUUAAUAAAUUUACAUUUUUAAUUUACCGUGUUUACUUAUUCAACAAGCUGCAGUUACAUGCCUAAUUAUUAGUAUUUUAGUCAGUCAAUAAUAAUAUUCCGAGAAGUUCAGUGCAUAUAUUUAAAAUGAGUGUAACAUUGAUAAGCAACAAUAUUUUACAAUUUAACACAAAUACUUUGGAAGAUGUAAGAAAAGAAUUUAAUUUACACGACCCUGGGAUGAUGGAACAAACUAUUGAUAUAUUAUACGAUUGGUGUCAAAAACAAGAUCAUUUUGUGAAGAAGGACUUUCCACGAGAUUACUUGGAGCGAUUUAUCAUCUACGCAAAAGGUUCCCUUGAAAAAGCAAAACUAAGAAUAGACAGACUCUGUACCAUGCGUACUAUGGCCCCGAACCUUUUUGAAAAAAGCAAUGCGAAAAAUGAUUUCCCAGAUUUGCGGGACUUCUACAUCAACGUAUUUAUGCCAAAACUGACCGAAGACAACUACAGAAUACACGUCGCUAAGAUGAUGACUAAGAACAUCACACCUUCUGGCUUCUUGAAGACUUAUCAGCAUGCUGCAAUAAUGUGUGAAUACAUAACAGUCUAUGAUUAUGCACAAGGAUUUUACUCAAUUAUGGACCUAAGCGAUGUCAAUAUGGCGGAUGUGCUAACUAACAUGAACCUUGCAGAUUUCCGAAACAAUAUCAAUUUAUUUACAGAAUGCUACGGAUUCAGAAUAGCAGGCAUAUUUAUUAUAUCUACAUCAAAAAUGAUAGAUGCAUUUGUGAAAAUCCUGAAGCAAAUAGUCAGUGAUAAAAUUGCUCAAAGAAUCAACGUUUUUAAAACUGUAACGUCCUUACACGAGUUUUUACCUAAAGAAUUGCUACCGGAAGACUUUGGGGGUGAUCAGAAAUCGUUAUGUGAACUUUAUGACGAAAUGAAUGAAGAGAUGUCCACCGAAAAACAUGUAGCGCAUAUGAAAGAGAUGCAGCUAACGUGUACAAAUGAGAACUUGAGGCAGUCAGGUCGAUUUGAUGAAGAAUAUCUAGGAAUGCCUGGGUCUUUUAAACUACUGAGUGUAGAUUAAAGCGUUGCUUUUUUGUCCAUUUUUAUUUUGAUAUUUUUAGUGAAUUUUAGAUCAGUUCUACUCCAGAAACAGAAGCACUUUCGAUAUAAGAGAAAAUGUGUCCCAGAACUUCCAUGAAUUUUUGUUACUUCCUUAUUUUUCUAUCCCAUACAAACUUUUUGGAAAAUGUUAACACAUCAGAAAAAAUCGUAUGGGACACUUUUUUCCUAUUAAGAUUGAAAAACAUAGUUGAUUCUUAAUAGAAAUAUCAGAAAACGUAUCUAUCUAAAAUAUAAACUGAAAUAAAUGUCAUAUUAUACAAAGAAAAAGGUGACCAAGUUUAUAGUUAAAAUAGCAGUGUGUCUACUAAAAAUACAAAUUAAAUUGUUUUCUAUGAGGAUAAAUUACUUUGUUCUAGAUUACGGCAAAAAGAGCUAGAGGGCCCCCGCGCUGAAUCGUUUUUGGUGCAAAAGUUAUCCAUAACCAUCCAAAGGGCCACAAGUAUUAUGGGUACUUUUGCACCAGAAACGAUUUGUAAAUAUUUAUUUUACCUUUUAUUAAAGUGUAGUAUUUGUUAUGAAAUAAAAGUUUCUCAAUAUUUGUUCUAAGAAUUAUCUAAAAUAUCACAUUUAAAACAGGAGGACGAAAAAGAAGGUUCUAUAAGGUUAAGUAUUUAAUGAAAAUAAAUCUGGAAAUAAAUAUG
Leguminivora glycinivorella is the source of this 1889-nucleotide messenger RNA. RefSeq lists its product as uncharacterized. NCBI's taxonomy places the organism in Eukaryota, Metazoa, Arthropoda, Insecta, Lepidoptera, Tortricidae. The transcript is spliced from 6 exons. Bases 263 to 1207 code for a protein of 314 amino acids. The record is from RefSeq and is a predicted model, not a curated record. Gene Ontology annotation, molecular function: phosphatidylinositol bisphosphate binding. Gene Ontology annotation, cellular component: membrane.